Molecule: messenger RNA, 1793 nt
Organism: Cylas formicarius (sweet potato weevil)
Lineage: Eukaryota; Metazoa; Arthropoda; Insecta; Coleoptera; Brentidae
Product: pre-mRNA-splicing factor CWC25 homolog
Exons: 2
Coding region: 174-1793 (539 amino acids)
Biological process (GO): mRNA splicing, via spliceosome
Cellular component (GO): U2-type spliceosomal complex
Source: RefSeq, a predicted model, not a curated record
ACUAGUGUUUAGUAGUGUGUGUCGAUUAGAAUGCGCAACACAAAAUUUCUGAAUCGAAGGUACCAUACUAUUUAAAAUCAAUAUGGUAUGGGUUGUAUUAUAUUAACCAAGUGAGAUAAAAGCAAAUUAUUUAUAAAUAUCAGAAGUAAUUAUUGGCUUGAUUACGGUCAGCCAUGGCGAACGAAGAAAAAUUGGAAUGGAUAUACAAGGGUGCAAAUAGCCUUGUGAAUAGAGAAGAAUAUUUACUUGGAAGGAGUGUGGAUAAAGCAUUGGAACUCAAGAAUGAAGAAGAAAAAGAAAAAAAGUUUGUUUUGCCUGUUCCAAAAAACCAUGUGGAGCAUGAAUGUAUUCCUCCAUCAAUUAGAGAUUUUAAUAAGAUAGUCCAAGCUGAACAGGUUGAUUUGUCAACAAAAUUGCAAGAGGAUCCAUUAGUAGCUAUAAGAAAGCAGGAAGAAGAAGCUCGUAGAAAGUUUCUACAAAAUCCAGUUCAACUUAAAAAGUUGCAGGAAGCCCUGCAAGCUCAACAAAAGAAAAAACAAAAAAAGUCCAAAAAGAAACAAAUGGAAUCUGAUUUAGAUAAUAAAAUCAUGCAAAAAUUAAAGUUGCUCAAAAGUGGAUUUUCUUCACAUGUGACAGAAAAGAAGGGGCAUGUGCUAGAUACUAUUCUAAUGCAUAAGUUUAAUGCUUUAAAAGACAAGCUCUCAGAAGAAGACUUAAAUGACGUAUUGAAUGGGAAGCUUAGUGAAACUAGUGAUGAAGAAAAGCCUAAAAGGAAAAAAAGAUAUAGCAAGAGUCCAAGUAAUAGGCAUAGUGAUGUUAAAAAAUGUAGAAAAGAUAAUAAUAAAGUAAAAUCAAAAUGUCAACAUCAUGAUACUCUGUCUGAAUAUAGUGACGACUGUGACGAUACUGUCAAGAAAAGUUAUGACAGUUCAAAGGUACAUAGUGGAGAAAAGUCAAAAUGUAGAGCAAAUUUGGGUAAGCAAAAAAAAACUGAAUGGAAAAGAAAGGACAGUGAAUGUUUUUUGGAUAGCAAGACAAACAACAUUAAAAAAUUAGAUAAAUCCAGGUAUUCCAUCAAAAAGAUUAAUGCUAAAGCCAAAUCAGUACCACAUUCAAAAUAUGAAAGUAGUGACAGCGAUGAUUUGGACAAUAAAAUUGUCACUAAUGUGAUGGAAACUGGUAAUCCAAACAAUCUUGAUGAGAUUAUUAUGGAAAAACUCAAAAUUCUUAGGGGUGAAACUGAGCAAAAGACGUUGUAUCCAAAGAAACCUAAGCAUUUAAAGAGGGAAAACAGUAAUUGCAGUUCUACUAGCAGUAGGAGUAGUAGUAGUAGUUCUUCUAGUAAUGAAUCCAAUGAUUCUGAUGAUAAAUCUAAAAGAAAUAUGAAAGCUUUUGGGUUGGUUACAUCUCGGGGUAAGAAGAUCAGGCUGAAGCAUGAGGUGCAAGGAAAUGUAAAGCCCAAUACUAAAAAAAAAAUUGAGUCUAGUGAAAUCAAGCUCACCAUACCAGACAGAAACUCCAAAAAAUUAACAGAGAAGGAAAAAGAGAGGCUGAGAAGAGAGAUGAUGGUGAAUGCUGAAGUUAGAGAUAAAGAGAGGGAAGCCAACGUUAAGAGAUAUAAAGAAAAAGAUAAUAGAGAAGAAGAAGCAGUUACUAAAAAAUAUAAUAAAGAUUUUAUCCAUAAUGCAUUGCUUAAGACUGCAAAACCUUCAUCAGUGGAAGACCGGAUUAAAUCUAAUGUAAAUAAUAUACAAAGAUCUUUUCACAUGAAUGAGAAUUUUUUCAAAAGAUAA